Molecule: messenger RNA, 3875 nt
Organism: Ipomoea triloba (trilobed morning glory)
Lineage: Eukaryota; Viridiplantae; Streptophyta; Magnoliopsida; Solanales; Convolvulaceae
Product: probable methyltransferase PMT28
Exons: 20
Coding region: 1-3411 (1136 amino acids)
Cellular component (GO): endosome; trans-Golgi network; cytoplasm
Molecular function (GO): methyltransferase activity
Source: RefSeq, a predicted model, not a curated record
AUGGAGAUCAAAAUGAGGGAGACAAAGCCCGAUAUCCCAUGUUGUGGUCCAAAGUUCAUAUUAAACAUGUUUGCCUGUGUCGGAUUGGUGGUUUUCGCAGGCUUCACUGCUGGCCUCACCCUCGGCCUCAUGUCCCUUGGCCUCGUCGACCUUGAAGUUCUCAGCAAGUCCGGGCGCCCUAGAGACCGCACUCAUGCUACUAAGAUCCUCCCGGUGGUGAAAAGGCAGCACCUUUUGCUCUGCACACUCCUGAUUGCCAACGGGCUGGCAAUGGAGUCUCUUCCCAUAUUCUUGGACAGCCUUCUCCCUUCCUGGGCUGCAAUUCUUGUCUCUAUCACACUGGUUCUCAUGUUUGCAGAGAUUUUGCCUCAUGCCAUAAUUCCUCACUAUGGAUUGAAGGUUGGAGCAGCAGCAGCGCCACUUGUUCAUCUGCUUCUCUGGAUUUUCUUCCCCGUAGCCUAUCCAAUUAGUAAGGUUUUGGAUUGGAUGUUGGGCAAAGGCCAUGCUGUUCUUCUGCGUCGAGCAGAGCUGAAAACGUUUGUGGAUUUUCACAGCAACGAGGCUGGGAAAGGAGGCGAUUUGACACGAAACGAAACAACAAUUAUUGCUGGAGCACUUGAACUGACUGAGAGAACUGCCAAAGAUGUCAUGACCCCAAUAUCAAACACAUUUUGUCUUGAUUUGGAUGGAACUCUUAAUUCUGAGACGAUGAGUUCUAUAGUCACAAUGGGGCACAGUAGAGUUCCUGUUUACCACAGAUAUCCUACCAACAUUGUUGGACUGAUUCUGGUGAAAAAUCUCUUGGCGAUCCUCCCAGAAGACUGCAUUGCAGUAAGAAAGAUGAUGGUAGGAAAGAUUCCCAGGGUUUCAGAAGACAUGCCUUUGUAUGAUAUUCUGAAAGAGUUUCAGAAAGGUCACAGUCAUAUGGCUGUUGUCUAUAGAGAUCUGAGUGAGUCUAAUAAGCCGUGGACUAAUGCCAAAGGUUUGGAACGAUGUACGAAAGCUGAAAAUGCUGAGAGUUCUGCGAUUCGCGAGUUCACUGCUGAUCAACAAGUGGUUGGUGUGAUCACAAUGGAAGAUGUAAUUGAGGAGCUUCUUCAGGAGGAGAUACUAGAUGAGACUGAUGAAUAUGUUAACAUUCACAACAGGAUAAAGAUCAACAUGAACACUUCACAGGAGGAUAUUCCCAGCAUUAUUAUUAUUUCUGUAUACGCUAUUUGGGUUUCUGUUCCGCCCAGAGAUUUUACAGAGCUCAUGGCUAUUGCAAGAUUUGGGCGUCAAGUGAAGCGUUCAUAUCAGUCUUUUGGGUUCUGUGUGAAGUUAACUGCGGUUGUGAUCUUGGGUCUUUGUUUUGUGGUGACUUGGUCGGUGUUUUCGCCUUCUUCUUACUCGGUGGCCUCUCAAAGAGAGACCUUUGAUGAUAUUGCUGAGCCAAUUUCUGGGAAUGGGAAGAAAUUUAAUGGGGCUGAGUUUGGGGUUCAUCCCAAGAAGGAAGAGCCAGUAAAGAGGGAGAAGAAGAAAGAGGGAGAGGAAAGAUUAAAGGCUGAAUCUGGGGAGAAUGAGGAGAAGAAGGAGUUGAAAUUGGAUGAUGGAGGGGGAAAAGGGAAAGGGGAAGAGAAGGGGGAGGGUUUAGAGGCUCCCAAAGAGGUUGGGGAAGAGAAGAAAAAGGAUGAUGAUCAUGGACCGGAAGGCGAGGAUUCGAAAAAAGAAGAAGAUGAAGAGAAUGGAGGAGAUUUAGAUCAAGGUGAGGGAUUUGAGGAGAAAGGGAAUGAGGAGGUGGAUAUGGUUAGUGAUGAUGGGUUGGAUCAAGAACCUCAGGAGAAGGUGGAUGAUAAUGGCGGUUCGAAGAAAAGCAAGAAAUUGGGGCCCUUGUUUGAUCCAAAACCACAUUACACUUGGCAAUUGUGUAACACGAGAAGCAAGCAUAACUACAUCCCUUGCAUCGACAUCGAGAGUGCAUCCCGGAAGGUGCAAAGUUAUAGGCACCAUGAAAGGAGUUGCCCUAAGGCACAUCAAUUGUGUCUUGUUCCACUUCCCCCUGAUGGAUACGAGACUCCAGUAAGCUGGCCCGAAAGCAUGUCUAAGAUACUAUACAAGAAUCUAGCACACCCGAAAUUGGCUGAGUUUGUUAAGACUCAAAACUGGGUAGUGGAGUCUGGCGAAUAUCUCACUUUUCCACAGAGCCAGUCUGCUUUGAAGGGUGGAAUUCGGCACUACCUGGAUUCCAUCGAGGAAAUGGUACCGGACAUCAUGUGGGGAAAGAAUAUCCGUGUAGUGCUGGAUAUCGGGUGCAAAGAUUCAAGUUUUGUUGCAUCUCUAGUUGAAAAGGAUGUACUGGCACUUACUUUGGGAUUGAAAGAUGACCUUGUUGACCUAGCACAAGUCGCCCUCGAGCGUGGUUUUCCUGCAGUAGUUAGCCCGUUUGCUACCCGGAGACUUCCGUUCCCUAGCGGUGUUUUUGACGCAAUUCAUUGCGGUGAAUGCCACAUAUCUUGGCAUUCUAAUGGGGGCAAACUUCUUCUUGAAAUGAACAGGGUCCUGAGACCCGGAGGUUAUUUUAUUUUAUCAGCAACACACAAUAGUGUCGAGGCUGAAGAAGGUAUGUCCAUGCUCACCGCAUCUAUUUGUUGGAAUAUCCUGGCUGAUAAAACCGAUGAAGAAAGUGAUAUAGGCAUUAAAGUCUAUCAAAAGCCUGAAGCAAAUGAUAUAUAUGAGCUGAGAAGGAAAAAGGUUCCCCCUUUAUGCAACGUAAAAGAGAACCCGGAUUUUGCCUGGAAUGCUCCAAUCAAAGUUUGCUUGCAUCAGAUUCCUUCAGCAAUUGAAGAACGAGGGACUGAGUGGCCUGAGGAGUGGCCAAAGAGGCUCGAAACCUUUCCCGACUGGAUGAACAAUAGAGAAAAGUUGAUUGCAGACGAUGCACACUGGAAAGCUAUAGUGGACAAAUCUUACCUUGUUGGUUUGGGUAUCGACUGGUCCAAAAUUCGGAAUGCAAUGGACAUGAAAGCAAUCAAUGGAGGAUUUGCAGCUGCUCUCGCACAGCAGAAGGUUUGGGUAAUGAACGUUGUCCCUGUACAUGCUCCGAACACCCUUCCAAUAAUCUUUGAACGUGGUCUUGUUGGCAUAUACCAUGACUGGUGCGAGUCAUUUGGAACUUAUCCUAGAUCUUAUGACCUUCUGCACGCUGAUCAUCUGUUUUCGAGGCUCAAGAACAGGUGUAAGCAGCCUGUAGUUAUUGUAGUCGAGAUGGAUCGUAUAUUAAGGCCAGGCGGUUGGGUCAUUAUACGUGACAAAGUAGAGAUACUCGACCCACUCGAGAGAAUACUGAGGAGCUUGAACUGGGAGAUUCGACUUACUUUUGCUCAAAACAAAGAGGGUAUACUCUGUGCACAGAAAACCUCAUGGCGACCCUGAAAUUUUUAUCGAACCAUCUGAUUUUAUGAUUUUAUCACACUUGUCCAAAAGCAAAAAAAAAGGAAAAACGAAGCAAUAUAUAUAUAUAUACUGUAUCUGGAUGGAUACAAAGGAAAACGCUAAUGCUCGUGAUUAAGAAUGCACUCGGAUCACCUUUUGCAGCAUUCUUUGUACUUGUACCGACUUCUAACAUACGCGAAAAGAGUCGUCUUUCCUGCAGUUUAACACUGGAAUUUUCCCUGCUGUGCUUUUUUGUUCAUGCAUGGUGUUCAGUGGUUUUGUUGUUGAGGUUGUUGUAUAGAUUUAGAGUUAAUGAUAUUUUUUGCCAGGCUACUGAAUUGUUCUUGCCUACAUUGUAUAAUUCAAGAUAAACAAGGAGAGAUUGUUUCUGUUUGUUUGUUUGAGGCAUCAGAAUUCUAAACCAUAUUGCUUUAUCAAAGGGUGUGAGGAGCAUUAUUUUUUUA